This is a messenger RNA of Cyprinodon variegatus (sheepshead minnow), 3221 nucleotides long. Its product is annotated as receptor-type tyrosine-protein phosphatase-like N. Bases 267 to 3083 code for a protein of 938 amino acids. The transcript is spliced from 24 exons. Gene Ontology annotation, biological process: protein dephosphorylation. Lineage: Eukaryota; Metazoa; Chordata; Actinopteri; Cyprinodontiformes; Cyprinodontidae. The record is from RefSeq and is a predicted model, not a curated record. Gene Ontology annotation, molecular function: protein tyrosine phosphatase activity. Gene Ontology annotation, cellular component: secretory granule.
UCCCCUGUUUUCAGGCUGUUUGCGCAGCGGUGCUGUCGUGAGUCUGUGCGCCGCUGUGCGUCCACGGCCUGCGCCCUCCUUCUCUCCUCACGCCCCGCCUUUUCAUCGGAAGGAUUCCUUCUUCCCUAUCCAUCCAUCAUUCUUAGUCCCUUCUGAUUUGUUUUCCCUUGUCCUCGCUUUACAUGAUCUGAACAUAAUGGGGAUUUAAAACAGGUGGAAAACUCUUCUAUCUCCAUCAAUCCUUUGCAGUAAAGCUUUAGGGGAUCAUGCAACAUCUGAAGCCAUGGCGAGCUCUGCUCCUUUUGGCGGUGCUCUACCAACCAGCUGUCCCUGAGAAAUACGGUUGCCUGUUUGAAAGAGAGCUUUGCAUAAGGGAUCAGGUUUGCUAUGACGAUGGGUUGUUUGGUCAAUGCCGGAGCUCCAAACAGGACCAGGUCCAGUACCAGGUGACAGUUCCUGUGCUAAAGAGGAUGCAGGAAGUCCUCAAACAGCUCAUGUUGCAAGGUCUGUCAUGGCAAGAUGACAUCACCCAGUAUAUUUUAUCAAAGGAGCUGAAGAGAGUUCCACAUACCACUGUUCCCUCAAAGCCAGCCUCUUCCUCCUCCUCACCUUCUUCUCAUUUAACUCACUCAAAACAGCAUAUCUCCCACCAACCCAAAUCUAAAUCAGGGUCCACAUCUUCUGGUGGUAAAUAUGUGGACUAUAUGUAUGUUGAGCCUCCUCAGUCCCCGCUGCGCAUACAAACAGCCUCUUUGGACCCAUAUGCAUACCACCAGCAUAGAUACCAAGACGAAAUGGAGAGAUCUCUUCUGAGUGCAGCAGGGGGAUAUGCUCGCCCAUCUUCAAGGUCCCAGGCCAGCCAGAGGGAACGAGAGCGGGACAGGCAGCUGCUACAGGAAGCUCUGUCUUUAUACCUGGCAUCUGUGCAGCCAUCUUAUCGGCACAGAGGGUCUGCUCCUAUAGCUUCUCCAGGUUUGCCUUAUUAUGAGGAUGUAGAGAUACCAGUGGACUAUGUGGAAGAUUACACCCUAGAGGAGAGGCUUGGUACUAGAGAAAGACAAAACCUGCAGAAUAAGAAAGCUCCAAAGGAAUCUGCUCAUCUGCCUGGGAAAAACGAUGACCUGCUCCAGAGGAUAUCAGAUGUCUUGCAAAGGUACAACAUUGAUCCAAGGGAACUCAGCCAGGAACAACUCUACAAGCUGGCUCUGAUACUCCAGCUGCUUCAAGCGCAAGACAAAACAGACCCGAAUGCCAAAGAUCUCGUCACUCUAAAGGAGUUGCUACAAAAAGAAAGUAUGUCCAAACCAGAAAAGGCUGUCCCUGUGCCUGGCCUUCUUGAUUCUCCUGCUGCAUCUUCCACUAAACACCCUGAUAAAACUCUACCUAAGAGUGCCACCCUCCCCACAUCUGCCUCCAGACCUCCACAAGCUGCUCCUGUUGAAGUUGAAAAAGACUUUGGGGAGCCUCUAAUGGAGGGUACUGGAGGCAAAGAGGAGUAUGGUUACAUCGUCACUAACCAGAGUCCCCUGAAUCUGUAUGAUGGAGUGAAGCUGUUGCAGCUUCUGGCUGAAAAAAUACACUUGACAACAAGCAGCUUCAUAAAUAUCAGUGCGGUGGGUCAGGCCUUGACUUUCCGUAUCCGGCAGAAUGAACACAACAUGACGGCUGCAGAGGUAGCUGCCAAAGCUGAAUCUGAGAAGAAUUUCCUGGAGUCUGAAACUGGCCUGAAAAUUGUCCAGACUGGUGUAGGAGAGAGAACAAAUGCACGUGGUCUCCCUCAGGUCAUUAGAGUCCCUCCAGGAUCCAGUGGUACAGUCAUCACCCUUGUUUCCAUGGCAGUGGUUGGCGGUGUGCUGGUACUGGCAAUGGGAAUAGCUUGUUUCAGGCACUAUGGCCACCAUGUCGCCAAUGGUAAGCUCGGCUUGGGGCCAGAAGGAGGAGCAGACACACACUUUGACUACCAGGAGCUCUGUCGGCAGCACAUGGCAUCCAAAUCCUCUCUCUGCCGCCAAGAUUGUGUUGGCGGGUCAAGCAGUGGCAUGGCGGGACCUGCCACAGGAACUGGAGCUGGCGGACGGAGGGGCACAGAUACGUCCCGUGUGAGCAGUGUGUCCUCCCAGUUCAGCGACGGCCCCCAGCACAGCCCGUCCUCCACUCACAGCUCUACCCCAUCCUGGAGCGAAGAGCCGGCCCAGUCUAAUAUGGACAUCUCCACAGGUCACAUGAUACUGGCGUACAUGGAGGAUCACCUGCGUAACAAGGAUCGGCUGCAGAAGGAGUGGGAGGCUUUGUGCUCCUAUCAGGCUGAGCCCUGCUCUGUAGCUGUGGCUCAGGAGCCUGCCAACAUGGAUAAAAACCGUCACGCUGAUGCCCUCCCCUAUGAUCACUCUCGUGUGAAGAUGAAGCCAGAAGUAAACCCAAAUAAACAAGAUUAUAUCAACGCCAGUUUUAUCUUCGAUCAUGACCCUCGCCAACCCGCCUAUAUUGCCACACAGGGCCCCCUGCCCCACACCGUUGCAGAUUUCUGGCAGAUGGUUUGGGAGAAUGGCUGCACAGUAAUCGUGAUGAUGACGGCUCUGGUGGAAGAUGGAGAAAAGCAGAGUGAAAGAUACUGGCCUGAUGAAGGUUCUUCACUCUAUCACAUUUAUGAGGUGAAUCUGGUAUCAGAGCAUAUCUGGUGUAAGGACUUCCUGGUGCGCAGCUUCUACUUAAAGAACGUCCAGACACAGGAGACGAGAACAUUGACACAGUUUCAUUUGCUUAGUUGGCCUGGUGAUGGUAUUCCCACUUCUACAAGACCGCUGCUCGACUUUCGCAGGAAGGUGAAUAAAUGCUACCGAGGUCGAUCCUGCCCUAUCAUUGUUCACUGCAGUGAUGGGACAAGCAGGGCUGGCACAUACAUUCUCAUUGACAUGGUGCUGAAUCGCAUGGCUAAAGGGGUGAAGGAGAUUGAUAUCGCAGCCACACUGGAGCACAUCAGAGACCAGAGGCCUGGACUGGUUCGCACCAAGGACCAGUUUGAGUUUGCGCUGACAGCCGUUGCUGAGGAGGUGAACGCCAUUUUGAAAGCUCUGCCACAGUGAGAUCCAGCAGUUGAGGAACAUGGCCACCAGACAUGGAGGCACCUCAAAAUACAUGUUUCAAAGGAAAUAUUUAUUGGAUCUCUUUGAUCUAGGUGGAGACAAGGGUAUACACAGUCCCAGAAAUGUCGAGCCUCAUUU